AACCAUAUUUUAACCGAAAGAAAAAGGAAACAAAAGGAAAAUAGAGUUCGGACAUGUUCUGCAGUAAACAGUGAAAAACGUCACCGACGACGUUCGUCGAGGUUCCAACCCCGGACUCUGUUCCGUGGUCUCUCCUUUCCCUUUCCUCGUCGCCGAUUCCUUUCUCUUAAGGUCUUCAACCUUCAAGCUCGAGCGAAAUUUCUGUAUUGACCGAAUUCGAUGUUUUGAACUUUUGUUGGAAGGUGGCAUCUGCUUGAUAUAGAAUCAUGGGUGGCAGUGAGAUGAAUAAAUCCGCAAAGGAAGAAUCCAAAACAGCACCUGCCACUACGCAGGAGCAGUCUCCAAACACAAGCACUGGCACUGUGAAUCCUGAAUGGUCAGGAUUUCAGGCAUAUUCUGCAAUACCUCCACCUGGAUACUUGGCAACGAGCCCCCAAGCACACCCAUAUAUGUGGGGGGUACAGCCUAUUAUGCCUCCUUACGGAACCCCUCCACAUCCAUAUGUUGCAAUGUACCCUCAUGGUGGCAUAUAUGCUCAUCCACCUAUGCCUCCUGGAUCGUAUCCUUACAGUCCUUUUGCUAUAGCUUCUCCAAAUGGCAUUGCUGAGGCUUCUGGGAAUACACCAGGCAACAUGGAAGGGGAAGGUAAACCAUCUGAGCUGAAAGAAAAAUUGCCAAUUAAAAGAUCGAAAGGAAGUCUGGGAAGUUUAAGCAUGAUAACUGGGAAGAACAAUGAGCUUGGUAAACCAUCAGGGACAUCUGCUAAUGGAGUUUAUUCUAAAAGUGCUGAAAGUGAAAGUGAAGGCACGAGUGAAGGAAGUGGUGCUGACUCUGAAAACGAUUCACAACUAAAAUCUGGUUCUGGGAAAGAUUCUUUAGAAGGUGGAGGGACUCCUAAUGGUUUAAUGCAUGGUUCUCAGAAUGAAGGACAUAGUCUUGCACAUCCAUUGGUGAACCAAACGAUGUCCAUAAUACCAAUCCAAGCUUCAGGAGCUGUUUCGGGUCCUGCUACAAAUUUAAAUAUAGGAAUGGAUUAUUGGGGUACCCCAACAACUUCUGCCAUCUCUUCAUUGUGUGGGAAGGUCCCUUCAGCUCCAAUUGCAGGAGCUGUUGCUGCUGGGUCACGAGACGGCAUUCCGUCACAGCCUUGGUUACAGGAUGAAAGAGAGCUAAAAAGACAAAGAAGGAAGCAAUCAAAUAGAGAAUCUGCUCGUAGAUCUCGGUUGCGUAAACAGGCUGAAUGUGAUGAGCUAUCUCAACGUGCCGAAGCUUUGAAGGAAGAAAAUGCGAGUCUAAGAUCUGAAGUGGAUAGGAUCAGGACUGAGUACGAGCAACUUCUUUCAGAAAAUGCCUCUCUCAAGAGGAGGCUUGGCGAAAGUGAUGGAAAUGAAGAUCCAAGAUCUACCAAAGACGGCCAAAAUUUGAAAAAAGGUCAUCAUACAUCCCGGACCCAACUUGCUAAGGGAUAAUUAGGAGCUACCACCCUUGCUUAAUUCAGCUGCAGUCACACAACCUAACCAAUUAGUAGCCAAAAAGUUUGCAUAACUUGUCAUUUACAUUUUCUAAGAACUGACCCGCCUCGUUUCAGGACGGUUGAUUCUUAUGGAGGCUUCGUCUUUAACUCAAAGCUCUGUGUAGUAUCUUUGUAUCCAAAUUAAUUUGACAAGUGUUACACAACAUUUCACUUGAGUUUGUUCAUUGUAGAAUAUAUUUUGUGCCAAGUGAGAGGUCGUAAUCCAGGCAUUUCAGUAUGCUUUUUAACA
This is a messenger RNA of Cucumis melo (muskmelon), 1763 nucleotides long. RefSeq names its product bZIP transcription factor 16. Bases 267 to 1469 code for a protein of 400 amino acids. Lineage: Eukaryota; Viridiplantae; Streptophyta; Magnoliopsida; Cucurbitales; Cucurbitaceae. Gene Ontology annotation, cellular component: nucleus. Gene Ontology annotation, biological process: regulation of DNA-templated transcription. The transcript is spliced from 13 exons. Gene Ontology annotation, molecular function: sequence-specific DNA binding; DNA-binding transcription factor activity. The record is from RefSeq and is a predicted model, not a curated record.